AUGGCAAAAAAUUCCCUGGAAGGGUCUAAAGAAGACCUGAGCAAAAUUUCGGAGGAGGAGAUGCUAAGGUGGAGCAAGGAAGAGCUGGUGAAAAGACUGAGGAAAGUGGAGAAUGAAAAGAUGAACUUAAUGGUGGAACACGGCAACUUGAUGAAGGACGUCAACCGGCGGCUGCAGCUCCACCUGCAUGAGAUCCGCGGGCUGAAGGAGGUGAACCAGAAGUUGCAGGACGACAACCAGGAGCUGAGGGAGCUCUGCUGCUUCCUGGACGACGACCGGCAGAAAGGCAAGAAGCUGUCGAGGGAAUGGCAGCGCUUCGGGAGGCACACGGCCAGCGUGAUGUGGAAGGAGGUGGGCAUGUACCAGCAGAAGCUGAAGGACCUGGAGGCGAGGCAGGAGACUCUCCUGCGGGAGAACGUGGAGCUGAAGGAGAUGGUGCUGAUGCUGGACGAGGAGCGGAGCGGGGCCGGC
Messenger RNA from Mesitornis unicolor (brown roatelo), 471 nucleotides. Its product is annotated as coiled-coil domain-containing protein 85C-like. The annotation marks the transcript as partial. The transcript has a single exon. The record is from RefSeq and is a predicted model, not a curated record. Lineage: Eukaryota; Metazoa; Chordata; Aves; Mesitornithiformes; Mesitornithidae. Gene Ontology annotation, cellular component: apical junction complex.